CGGCGGUGUUUCUCCGGCAGCCUCACUAACCAGCCGCCUUGCUCGGACCGUCUCACGAUUUCCCACAGCCCGUGUGUGACUAGAUCAAGCAAAGAACGGGGCGGCCGGCCAUGAGGGCACUCGCCACAUCUAUUCUCCAAGCUGUUGCGAUCGCGGCCAUCCUGGGGCUUCUCCCGGGCGCCCUUGCGCAUGGCGACGACGACAUGGAAAUGGGCGAGGGCAGCGACAAGCCUCUAGCCGAUGAUCAGUAUCCGCCCAACUACUUCGGCCUGGCGGACCAUAGAGGCCUUAUAUAUGCCCACAUAGCUCUGAUGGUCCUGGCCUGGGUUUUCAUACUUCCCGUCGGUGUCAUGUUCUCGCUUGCGCGCUCGCGGCUGGCGCUGCUUGUCCAAUGUGUCUUCCUCGCAACCCAUGUGGGAGGCCUUCUCCUGGGGACUAUCUAUAACGCAAGCACGCCUGAUCUGUAUCCGAACAAUGCGCACCACAAGAUAGGUUGGAUUACCACCUGGACAGUGGGCGCCCAGGUUGUCAUCGGCCUCUUGGCACGUGUUGCGGGCGUCUUGAGACGCCGGUCUGCCAAUUCUAGCCGUGCCGACGAGCGCCAGUCCUUCAUUCCCGUCUCAACGGAAGCCAUAGCGGAGCACGAGUCUCACUUCCCCGAGAAUUACCGGUUUUCCAACGACAGCGGCCAAGGCACCGAGCUCGGCUCCGAAGCCAUCCGCGGUCAUUCGGUAUCGUCAGGCACCGAUUCCCCGGCCAUCCCUCUCCGAGACGUUGCCCUCCGAGACGCCAAUAAAGAUUUCAACGUUUUGGACGGCGAUGAAGACUCGGAGGAAGGCCUCACUAUGCUUCCCCGGCAUGGCGUCGUUCGUUCGAUGGUGCAGAAGGCUGCCGGCAUGGUUUCGUCCAGAUUUUGGAAAUUCCUCAUUUUUGCUUACAACUUCAUCGACCGUACCAUUCUAGUUUUUGGUUCCAUUGCCUUGGCUACUGGCUGGGUUACUUUCGGCAGAUUUUUCGAGGGCGAGCAAAUAUUCACCGGUCUGGCCCAUUGGAUUAAAGGCGGCGUCUUCUUUUGGCUAGGCAUUCUUACGCUUGCGCGCUGGGCGGGUAGCUUUGGCGAUCUUGGAUGGGCCUGGAAUGUUCGGCCGAAGCGUAAGGACGAUAAAUGGCGUCCAUCGGCAGAGUUCGUCGAGAGCGCGCUCAUCUUCUUUUACGGUUCUACCAACAUAUUCCUCGAGCAUUUGGGUGGCUGGGGAGGCGAAUGGGGCCCGCAGGACUUGGAGCACAUCUCGAUUACCGUCCUUUUCAUCGGCGGGGGGCUAUGCGGCAUGCUCAUCGAGUCCACUCGUAUUCGAGAAGUUCUGAACACCUCUGUUACAGAUGCUUCCCAGGCCGUCCCCGCGCACGCCUACCGGGACGAGGAGCGUGAUGAGCUGCGCCAACCGGAGACCUACCUCUUUUCAAUGAACCCUAUACCCGCCCUAGUCAUCAUAUUGCUAGGUAUCAUGAUGAGCUCCCAUACCCAGGACAACAUGGUUUCAAGCAUGCUUCACAAGCAAUGGGGAAACCUUCUUACAGGCGGAUCGCUCGCACGAGCCUUCACUUAUGUUCUCACGUAUAUGAAGCCGCCAAAGUCGAUUUAUCCCUCUCGUCCCCCCACCGAGCUCCUGGCCUCUUUUGGCCUCAUGGCAGGUGGUAUAAUUUUCAUGGCUAGUAGCGGCGACACUGUGGAUGGCAUGGUUCAUUACCAUCUUGACGCCAUGUUUAUUUAUACCGUCACCAUGGGCUUCAUUGGUCUUUUGAUGGCUUGGGUCAUCAUCGUGGUUGCCCUCAAGGGUUGGGCGACCCGCCGAGAGGGCGCUCGCGGACCAAGUACAUAUACGCCACUAUAAGCACGCCCUUGCUUGGGAUUGAUACAAGAUCAGCCCAUGCUUGAUUGGCCGGGCGCAAACGUCAAACUUCUCCCACAGGAACCUCGGGAGCAUGGAGGGAAGAGAGCAUGAGACGGUUGCAUUUUGGAGCGCUUUCACUCGUUAUCAUCAUUUCGGACUGGCGAAAACUCAAUUGUUGGGAGGUUGAAGCACACAAGAGAAGGCAUGGAACAGGAAGGAAGGUGAAUGGACAAGGAGCUGGGUUGGAUACCCAGCUACCUAUGUGAUGGCGCUUCAGCAGCACCUUGGCUUUCGAGUCACAAAUAAUGAGCCGAAACGGCAGAUAGACAUUAAUGAUUAUUUUUUAUGGUAUUCCGUUCCUCGAGAUGGUA
Molecule: messenger RNA, 2263 nt
Organism: Lasiosphaeria miniovina
Lineage: Eukaryota; Fungi; Ascomycota; Sordariomycetes; Sordariales; Lasiosphaeriaceae
Exons: 6
Coding region: 111-1892 (593 amino acids)
Source: RefSeq, a predicted model, not a curated record